This is a messenger RNA of Rattus norvegicus (Norway rat), 918 nucleotides long. The record is from RefSeq and is a predicted model, not a curated record. NCBI's taxonomy places the organism in Eukaryota, Metazoa, Chordata, Mammalia, Rodentia, Muridae.
CAGAGUGGACGGCCACUGCUGUUAACACACCGUGCUUGGAUGUCUACACUGCCAACCCCACUCUGCCCUAGAGUCAUUCUGACUCUCCUUGUCUUGGAGUCAGGGAAACGGAGGCUUGGAGACUGAAGAACCAGACACAGACUGAGCCAACAUGACCCUGCAGUGCACCAAGUCAGCUGGACACUGGAGGGUGGUGGUGUGGGACGAAGAAGGCUUCCAGGGUCGUCGGCAUGAAUUCACAGCUGAGUGUCCCAGCGUGCUGGAUCUCGGCUUUGAGACCGUGCGAUCACUGAAAGUCCUGAGCGGAGCGUGGGUGGGCUUUGAGCACGCUGGCUUCCAAGGGCAGCAAUAUGUGCUGGAGAGGGGCGAUUACCCAGGCUGGGACGCCUGGGGUGGCAACACAGCCUACCCCGCCGAGAGGCUCACCUCCUUCCGGCCUGUGGCCUGCGCUAACCACCGCGACUCAAGGCUGACCAUCUUCGAGCAGGAGAACUUCCUGGGCAGGAAAGGCGAGCUGAGUGACGACUAUCCCUCUCUGCAGGCCAUGGGCUGGGACGGCACUGAAGUGGGCUCCUUCCAUGUUCAGUCUGGCGCGUGGGUUUGUUCCCAGUUUCCUGGUUACCGAGGUUUUCAGUACGUGCUGGAGAGCGAUCACCACUCGGGUGACUACAAGCACUUCAGGGAGUGGGGCUCCCAUGCCCACACCUUCCAGGUGCAGAGUGUGCGCAGGAUCCAGCAGUGAGAGCGCACAAGUGACCUGGGGUGCCUGCAAAACGACUGAGUGACUGGCCGGAGGAUGUGGCUGCUCUUGGUUCUGGCUACCCCUGUGUCCUCUGGGAACCCCACACCCCUGUCAGCCAGCCCAUUCCCUGCCAGCUCACGAAGCUCAAAGAAAUAAAAUUAAAAACAAAAGACUCA